Molecule: messenger RNA, 715 nt
Organism: Leptopilina boulardi
Lineage: Eukaryota; Metazoa; Arthropoda; Insecta; Hymenoptera; Figitidae
Gene: rtp
Product: MORN repeat-containing protein 4 homolog
Exons: 4
Coding region: 138-602 (154 amino acids)
Source: RefSeq, a predicted model, not a curated record
CUUACGUCGUCACAUAUAUAUGAAAAAUUUCUGAACAUGACCUGCAUUGUAGAUGCUUAACGUAACUAAAUAAAGCAUUGAUUUUUUUAAAAUUGAAUUAAAUCUUCCACCUUCAACAUUCUCAGUGAAUCGCAAGCAUGUCUGAGGGUAUUACUAAAAAUGGUGCAUUUAAAUAUGAUGAUGGAAGUAGAUAUGUUGGAGAUUGGAAUAACAAAGGUUUAAAACAUGGAUUAGGUUCUUUACUUUUUCCCGAUGGUUCACGUUACGAUGGAUGGUUUAAUAAUGGAUUAUUCUCCAAAUUAGGAGUCAUCAUAUUUCCAGAUGGUGCAAAAUAUGAAGGAGAAUUUACUCAGGGAUGGUUCCAUGGUUAUGGUGUUUUUUGGAGAUCAGAUGGUAUGAAAUUUGAAGGAGCAUUUCAUGGUGGACGAAUAUGGGGAUUAGGUUUGGUAACUUAUUCAGAUGAUACUCAUGGUUUUCCACGCAAUGAAGGUUUCUUCAAAGAUUGCAGAUUAAUUCGUCGAAAACGUUGUUCUGAAAUAGUUCAUAAGGCCCAAAGAUGUGCUAUGUUAGCUAGAAAUCAAAGUGCUGAAAUUAAUCAUUAAUUUUUAUUUAUAAAUUUUAUAAAAUUAAGAAACCCGAUAAAAAGUUGUUUUUAAUUUUAAAUAAAUUUACUGUUCGAAUUUUUUGUUUAAAUAAAUGGUAUUUUAAUUGGUAA